CAAUGCACUAUGUUCACGUUGAACUGUCUUGUGACGUCAUUAGCCGUACACAGCCUGGGAGUCGUAUUCUGCACAGAAAUUCACGAUUUUCCAUCAAAAUGUCGUACGCAUAUUUAUUCAAGUACAUUAUUAUAGGAGAUACAGGUGUUGGUAAAUCCUGCCUCCUACUCCAGUUCACAGAUAAACGAUUCCAGCCAGUCCAUGAUCUCACAAUAGGCGUUGAAUUUGGUGCACGAAUGAUCAAUAUUGAUGGCAAACAAAUCAAGUUACAGAUAUGGGAUACGGCUGGUCAAGAAUCAUUCCGAUCCAUCACAAGGUCGUAUUACAGGGGUGCAGCAGGAGCUCUCUUGGUAUAUGAUAUCACUAGACGAGACACAUUCAAUCACCUGACCACAUGGCUGGAGGAUGCUCGUCAACAUUCAAGUUCAAACAUGGUUAUUAUGCUAAUUGGUAAUAAGAGUGACCUGGAAGCAAGACGAGAUGUAAAGAAGGAAGAGGGUGAGGCGUUUGCCAGGGAACAUGGUCUCAUCUUCAUGGAGACCUCAGCCAAGACGGCUGCUAACGUUGAGGAAGCCUUCAUCAACACUGCCAAGGAGAUCUAUCAAAAGAUCCAAGAAGGUGUCUUCGACAUCAACAAUGAGGCUAAUGGAAUCAAACUUGGGCCUCAGCAUAAUACAGUGAACCCAGCACAACCAUCGGGUGAUAGAGGACAACAAGGGGGCCAGGGAUGUUGUUAAUCCAACCCCCUUUGGUUGGAUUUAAAUGCCCUUCCUUUAAUCUGGAGCUCCUCACUCCAUGUAGGAUAACCUCAAGUCCCCAGCCCUUGCCUGCUAGUAUUCUGCCGUUCUCCCUUUCGUACCCGUCUAUGACCAUAGAUGGUUUGGGCUCAGGAUCCCUUACUGCCCAAGCCAUUCCUAUUCUGUGCAAGAGAUGACUUUCCUAGGUAGGUCAGUCCAUCCCUCUCCUAUCUAUCACCAAACGCCCGUUCCCCGUACCCCUGGCCGUGUCAUAUCCACGUACCCUUGCCGUGUUCAACAUAUCUGCAGGCGCCAAUGGAGCAGGGUUAUUGAUACGUGUCUGCCGACGGCCCUGGGUUAAAAUUGCAAUGUAUUGAAAUGUGCACUUCAUGUAGAUUAUGUGUACAUUGUGAUUUGAUGAACAUGGCAUGCUUUAUUGCGAUAUGAAGGGGAGAAGUAAAUAUAUAUUGAAGAGCCCUAUUAAACAGAAUACUCUUGGGGAGAUGUUACUCUCGUGUAAAUAGCCAUGUACUUGUGGAUAUAAUAGUCAAGUGGUCUGGUAAUACUGUGCAUUCUUGGAAAUUUUACUAGAUUCUUUUUGUAGCAUGAUAAGAAAUGUAUGUUUUAAUAUGUGAUCACAUUGAUAAUGUUCUCAUGGCACACAGCCAUCUAUGAAGCACUAAAUGAAUGUUCAAAUUUAAUGAAGUAUUAUCUGAAACAGUAUAUUAUCAUUUCAAACUUUUAAAAAUAAAGUGAAGGUAAUUCUAAAGCAACCCUAUCCAUAUACUGAAAUCUAUAUAACCUAAAAGAUACAGUUUUUGUAUUCAUUUUGCAAUUUAGGUUUUUGGGGAAGUGAAUAAGGGAUCAACAUCUUCUAGCAAGAAAUAUUAAGAAAUUAACAUGUGAAUCCUAUUUGAUCCAUAGCCUAUCUACAUGUACAUGUCAUCGGUAGAAUAUGAAUGAAACCUAAUUUCCUUAAAAUCCUUUCAUUUUUUAAGCAACAGAUCGAUUGCCAAAUGAUCAUGAUUAUUCACAAGUGUCACAAGAGUAAUAUUGAUGAGUGUAGGAAUAAGAGAAGAUUGUAGAAAAUCUUGCUACAGAGGGAACCAGAUAAACCAAAGUGUUCUGUAUUAGUAAGGUGUCAUGCUAUCAAGAUGUUUUUCUGGAGAUGGUUUGAUUUUAGUUUUUUUUUUUUUUCAAUACCAGAGUUAGAUUUUACCAGUUGCCCCCCCCCCUCCCCAAAGAAGAAUUGUCAACCUUCAAAGCAAACUUCCACCAAAUCUGAAUUUACCUGUUAUCUUUUAUUUUUACUUCAAAUUCAAAUGAUGCCAGUAUCAUCAAUCAGUAUUGGUUGAUUAUUUUGAUUUCAUGUAGGGUCUGGCAAAGUGCUAAAAAAAUGGCCAUUCUUUGGUUUUUGUUUUGGGAAGGAAGGGGGGAGGGGUCAACUUGUGUGUGUAUGAUUACUAGAAACGAAUAGAAAUGAAAUUGAUUUAACAGAGAUAUAUUAUCAUGCAUUCCAUAUAGAGUGUCUCUGUAUUUAUCAGUGAUAUAUUUCUUCUUUUAAUGUGAUUAUCUCUUUCACUCAAGUUUGUGUUUGUUAUUAGCUGGUUAAUAGAUGAUUGAAUAAAAUGAAAAGGAGGUACUCGUGGUUCCUUGCUUGAGAGAUGGAACAUCAUCAGUUUUACAAUUUCAUGCCACUCUUUUAAAUUAAGUAUCAGAUAUUUUGGUUUUUCAUUUAUUGGAGAUGCAAUUCACUCGAAUGUUCAUAUAUUUAAUUUUUUAAAAUUAUUUUUGGUCUAAUCCUCCCCGAUUGACUAAUUUGAGAUCACUUCAAAUAAUUCUUUCUAUGAGUGUUUUUUCUUUUUCUUUUUGGCAUGAAAGUGUUGUUCGAAAUGUUAAAUCUUUCUUGUAUUGAAUCGCGGAGUAGGACUUGCCAGAAGUCGGAACUUCUUUGAUAGUUAGUAUAUAGCAUGGAUGUUUAUGUGUUUAUUUAUUAAAUUAUUAUAUUAAUGGAUUGAGAUAGGGAAAAGGUAUUUAUCUGGUUAUGUGGAUCAUCAAAUAAAUUAUUUCUUUAAAGUUAUAUUAACAUAUCAAAUUUGCCUCCCAGACAUUGACAACAACAAAAUUGUAAUGAAUAUAUAUAUAUAUUCUAGAGUAUACUAGUAAGUAAUAAUGUUAUUAAGUUUUUCAGAAGGAUUGUUUAUACUUGGAUAGGAUGAGAAAUAUAGGGUCUGAUGUUAAGUCAUAUAACAGAGUACUGGUAAGUCGGCAAGUGAUCAAGUGCACCUAAUUUUUGUGCAAUGUCUGUGCAGUUUAGAGGUAGAAAUAUGCAUUACAUGUCUAGUAUGGCUAGGUUGAGGCUAGACUAUCUGGGGAAAAAUGGAAAUGGACAAUAACACUUAGGAAAUCAUAGACAGCCAAGUCUGUCAGUUUGAUGGGUUUUUUUUUGACAGCCAUUGUUUCUUCUACAUAUGUAAUUCUGUGGACAGUGAAGCCGGACAUACUAUAGUCUGAGUGUAGCAUCAGCGACAGAUAACGGAAUAUUUUUAUCUGAAAAAAGUUGAUGCUUUUGGUCUCAUCACACAUUACAGGCAUUUCAUGUUAUUGCAUUCAUGUGCCCAUUAUUUAUUUUAGGGUGUGCAUUAUUGUUACACUGCAAGAAGUGCAACAAAAUGUCCACUUUGUGAAAUUCCAUGUUUACAAUAAUAUAGGAUUGUUGGCUUACAUUCAUCAAUUCGAUACGUUUUGUAAAAAUUUCUAUUUGAUAUUCAUGAAUUGAAUGAUGAAACAGAUAGGUUAGUAUUAAACCAGUACUUAAUGCCUUGUGUUUAUAUACCAUGGUGUUUAGUGGUACAGGGUGUAUCAUAAAACCACAAGAAAGCAUGAAAUCCAUCUGAUUUUCAACAAGGUUUUUAUAUGAUUAUCAUUGUGCAUGGAUCGACCCCACCCCCAUUCCCAACCAAUUUUAUUUUGUAAAAUUUUUGUAUAAUGUAAUGUCCACAUUUUAUCCCUAUACAUAAGAGCAUGAAAAUUUGAUAUUUCAGUACCAUUAAUCUUAUAAAUCUUCUCGACCA
Lytechinus variegatus (green sea urchin) is the source of this 3811-nucleotide messenger RNA. RefSeq names its product ras-related protein Rab-2A-like. Gene Ontology annotation, cellular component: Golgi apparatus. The record is from RefSeq and is a predicted model, not a curated record. NCBI's taxonomy places the organism in Eukaryota, Metazoa, Echinodermata, Echinoidea, Temnopleuroida, Toxopneustidae. Gene Ontology annotation, molecular function: GTP binding; GTPase activity. Bases 3 to 737 code for a protein of 244 amino acids. The transcript is spliced from 7 exons.